This is a messenger RNA of Anthostomella pinea, 837 nucleotides long. The record is from the annotation of a GenBank genome assembly. Lineage: Eukaryota; Fungi; Ascomycota; Sordariomycetes; Xylariales; Xylariaceae.
AUGGUCUCCUCCAAGGUACUGGCCCUCGCAGCCCUGUCCGCCACCAGCGCGCUCGCGGCACCCAGCCGCGGUAAGUUCGGCUGCGGCGCCGAGCCCACGCCCGAGCUCCUCGCCGCGGCCGAGCAGAUGGCCGUGCAGGAGGCCGCCGGCAACACGUCGUUCAACGCCCUCGCCACCGUCGAGGUCGACGUGUACUUCCACGUCGUGGCAUCCAGCACCGCGGUCGCGGACGGCUACGUUGCUGAUAGCUCGCUGACGCGGCAGUUGAGUUUCAUGAACUCCGCCUACUCCCCCAACGGCAUCCACUUCAACCUAGCCGGCACCGACCGCACCGUCAACUCGGCCUGGGCGUCCGACGGCGCCGAAAUAGCCAUGAAGAAGACGCUCCGCAAGGGCGACUACAGCGCCCUGAACCUGUACUUCCUCAAGUCGCUCGGCGGCAACCUGGGCUACUGCUACUUCCCGGCCGCGGUGUCGUCGGGCUCCAACGCCUACUACCAGGACGGCUGCUCCAUCCUGUCGUCGACGGUGCCCGGCGGCUCCGAGACGGGCUACAACCUCGGCGGCACCGUCGUCCACGAGGUCGGCCACUGGUUCGGCCUGUUCCACACGUUCCAGGGAAGCAGCUGCUCCGGGUCCGGUGACUCAGUCGCGGAUACGCCACAGCAGCUGUCGGCUACUAGUGGGUGCCCGACUACGCGGGACUCGUGCCCCAAUGUGGCUGGCGUGGACCCGAUCCAUAACUAUAUGGAUUACUCGACUGAUGUCUGCUACGAGGAGUUCACUGCUGGCCAGAAGACCAGAAUGUUGAACAUGUGGAGCCAGUACCGUGGUUAG